This is a messenger RNA of Saitoella complicata NRRL Y-17804, 6159 nucleotides long. RefSeq lists its product as uncharacterized. NCBI's taxonomy places the organism in Eukaryota, Fungi, Ascomycota, Saitoellomycetes, Saitoellales, Saitoellaceae. The record is from RefSeq and is a predicted model, not a curated record. The transcript is spliced from 2 exons. Gene Ontology annotation, biological process: ubiquitin-dependent protein catabolic process via the N-end rule pathway; protein ubiquitination. Gene Ontology annotation, cellular component: ubiquitin ligase complex; cytoplasm. Gene Ontology annotation, molecular function: zinc ion binding; ubiquitin protein ligase activity. The coding region runs from base 58 to 6159 and encodes 2033 amino acids.
CAGGGAGGGAAGAGCAUAUACCCCCGAUAAACGACAACUGCUGGACCAACGGACAUCAUGGAGUCCCUAAGCCAGCAAGCUCAUACCAAACUUUCCCAGACUUUCUUGUCGCUUCCUCGCAAACACGGAUUCCAUUUCACUCCUUCCGCCAAGAAUGACCUCUACACUGUUCUUUUCGGUGCAAUCUCCGCCUCAAAUAAGUAUAAUCAUCUCUUCUUUACUCAUGGAUUGCCUCGAGAGCGAUUGCCCGAUGGCAGCGUUGAUUGGAGUCUGGUAAAGGCACAAGGUGGUGGAAGGAAAGGUGGACGGGGUGAAGCGUGUGGACAUGUCUUCAAGAAGGGAGAAGCCGUUUACCGAUGCAGAAACUGCGGUCUCGACGAUACAUGCGUCAUGUGCUCCAAAUGCUUUCACGCCUCCGAACACACUGGACACGAUACGUCGCUCUCCGUGAACGGCGGCAGCGGUGGAUGCUGCGACUGUGGUGAUCCGGAAGCGUGGAAACAACUUUUAAAAUGCGCAAUUCACUCUGCCGACGUGGAACCAACACCUUCCGAAGAAGUGGCCGAUCCAAUGGCCAAGGAUCCUACACCAAUACCCGACGAACUUAAGGAUGCGAUUCGGAGGACAAUUGGGCAGACAUUGGACUUUAUGCUUGACGUUAUCAGUUGUUCGCCGGAGAAUCUGAGGUUGAAGAGGAAUGAUAAGGAUGUCAUGGCGGAUGAGACCUCGUCACGAUUAUUCGAGGACGUAUACCCACGGUCUUCUCCGGAUGACCCUACAGAAGAGCAAGAUGGGCAGGAGCUUUGGGCGGUGGUUCUUUGGAAUGAUGAGUCGCAUACAUUCAUGGAAGUCAUUGAGCAAGUGUCGCGAGCAACCGGUAAAGGCCGUGCAUUCGGGCAAGAUGUUGCCAACAAAGUCGACAAUAUCGGACGCGAAACGGUGGAGAUCAGCAGUGCACUUCCGCAUUGUAUGAAGGUUGCCUCUGUUAUCGAACAGAUCCGUCUCGCUGUCACGGUCCGUUCCGCUCGUGAUGUCUUCCGCGAGGAGAUGUGUGGUGUAAUCAUUGAGUGGCUGAAGGACAUUGCCGGAUGCAAGGUCGGUGACGAUGACAACAUCUUGAGGGAAAUCAUCUGCGAGGAGUUGUGCAAGGAAUGGAAGAGGGGCAGUGCUGGUGCAAACGCUGGCGUUGGCCUUCAGGGUUACGAUGAGGUGGAGGAUCCGAGUGAUAUGGAAAGCGACGAGGAUGAUAGCGAUGAUGAGAACGCGGCGCAGGUGACUGGAUUCGGCGCUGAGGACGUGGCUCUUAUGGGUGCCGAGAAUGCUCUGGAAGAGAUAUUGCUGCUUGCCGGAGAAGAUGCUGAUGAUGGUGGUGACAUGGGCGUUCAAGUGCAGCAGCUUGUUCCCGUACUCAACGCUGCAGCGGCAAGAGCAACAGCAAAAACACCCACACCUCCGAAGAAAGUUCACGCGAAAGCCCACUGGUUGGAGAAGAAGCCUGUUGGGCCUACCGAGGUAUGGGAGGACACGAAGAAGUAUCUCAGGCUGGAUUGGCUGUUCCUGUUUGAUCUGAGGUUAUGGAAGAACGCCCGAGAAGGUUUGAGAGAGCUUUACAUCGGCACCAUGGUGGUGAAGCCUGCUUUCAAGAGGAUCAUGGGUAUUCGUUUUGCUCGUGUCUAUCCCAAACUCGCUGAAGCUUUCCUUAUUGCCGAUCGCGAGCCGGAGCACUCGAUUAUUCUCUUCUCCGUGCAGAUAUUCACCGUUCCGUCAAUUGCUACUGAACUAGUCACUCGGUUUAACUUCUUCACAGUGCUCUGCGCCGCUCUGUAUACGUUCUUUACGUACAAACAAAUUGAACCUCCAGCAAGAGUCGACCCGAACGCUAUCGCUCUAUGCGAAUCGUCGAGCUUCAAGAAUAGGCGUUACUACCAUCUCUUCCACGAUUUUCGGUACCUCCUCAACACUGACGCCAUUAAGAAGGAUAUCCCAGCGUCGAGCUCGUACUAUUCGCAGUUCUUCGACUUUGUGCACCUCUUCCAGGGAAUUAACCCUAACAAGCGCAUCAGCGAUAGACACGUCGAGUACGAGUCCGAUACCUGGGCGAAUGCGUUUAAUGCUAUCAUCCAGGUAUCGAAGGUUUGCAAACUUUUCGCAGAUGCUUACGCAUACGCUUCACCGAUACAAGUGUGCAGCGCAAUAUCGGAUCUUACGAAAAUGCUGGGUACUUGGGCUAUGGGGGGUGACCGAAUGAGGUUCCUGAACAACGAACCUAAAGGUCCUGUUAGGUUCUACCAGCCACCUCAACUGAUCACUAAUCGACGUGUAAUUGAGUUUGAGGUCGAUAAGGAAUCUGUGAGUUUCCAUCAUCCUAUGCAUUGGCUUCUUAUCUCGCUGGUCGAGCAGGCCGGUGUGCUUCCUGCAGACAUGAUCAAACAGUUUGUUCUUGAACCCUGCAAACGGGUUGGGUCUGUUGCCGGCUACCACGCUUUCGCGGAAGCUGAGCAGGUAUUCCUUGCCAUUGCGGACUACCCGUUGAGAACGUGCGUGCUGCAAUCUCAAGCCAAGAUGGGCUUCUGGGUACGUAAUGGUGUUAGCAUUCGUGGGCAACAACACCAUUACCAUGAGACCUCAAUCAGGGUGCAUACUUACGACAAGGACGUUCUGUUUUUGCAGUUAGCGCUGUGCAUUGUUGAUCCCGAGCUUGUCCUUAUUUCCAUGAUGGACCGCUUCAGGGUUCCGAUUCAGGUAGUAUCGCAAUUGCAAGACCAUCCCGCGUACGACAAAGAGCAGUACCUGUAUAUGUUUGAAGAGAUGUUGGCACUACUGAUUGCUCUUCUAUCAGAGCGAUCGAGCGCGGUCGGUUGGAGUCACGAACAACAAGCAGGACGGGAAAUCGCACAUGCGCUGUGCUUCGGUCCUCUAACUUACUCUGACCUACUCAGACGCAUCCCUGAACGUGUUGCUGAUGAAGGUAACUUUGAAGAGAUUCUUGGCAAGUUUGCCUCGUUUAGGGAGCCAGAUGGCCUGAAUGACCAGGGAACAUAUCAACUCAAGGAUGAGUUCUUUGAUAUGGUUGAUCCGUAUUUCUUCCACUUCUCACGUAAUCAACGCGAGGAGGCCGAGUCUGUGCUCAGGAAGCGCUUGCAGAAGAAGCUCAAGGCUGAAGGUAAAUCGGAGAAGGACGCGGUUGUGGUUCCAGCGCUUCGCCCGGUUACGAACGGACCUUUCACCAGCCUUGGUGACGUUGUGCGCACACCUGCGUUCGUCUCCAUCAUCAUCGAUGCCCUUGAUUGGGUUCGUGUGACUUUGGAAAGCUCUAAGGCGGAAACCUUACUGGAUCAGGCCUUACAUCUCACCAUCUUGGCCAUGAAGCAAGACAAAAUGGACGGACGAAAUGCCUUUGCUGUCCAGGCCUGCACGUUUUCGCCGGUCGGUAGUGUCGACGCUGAAUACAGGAGGCCCUGUAUCUUGGAACAACUGAAGUUCUUUUCGACCAUCGAAGAUGUUAACGCGCUUCAUCCGAAGAUCUCCUUGGUCAUGAAUAUGCUGAAGGAAUUUGACUUGCAAUCUUUGCCAGAAAAUAUUCGCAGCGACAUUUUUGGCAGAUCCGACGGUGAAGCCAAUCCUUCGGCCACCGCUGCAGCUGCCGAGGCUCAGCGUAAGAAGGAAGAAGCGAAAGCCAGGCAAGCCAAGAUUAUGGCUCAGAUGCAGGCGCAGCAAGCUAGCUUCAUGGCCAACAUGGACUGGGGCUCUGACGAAGAUGAAGACAUGGAGGAUGACGCACCGACUACAGGUUCGACUCCACACAAACACUGGGAGUUCCCUUCAGGUACUUGUAUCUUGUGUCAGGAAGAGUGCGGUGAAUCACAGAUUUACGGUACUUUGGCAAUGGUCCAACCUACCAAUGUCUUCCGCGAAACACCGUUCGAACACAAUGACUUUGUCUAUGAAGUCCUGGGUGUGCCCUCAAGUCUUGACCGAUCCGCUGAAGACAUUAGGCCGUUCGGCACAGCUACCUUGAAUAAGGAAGUGCGUUCAACUCUCUCUGCCGAUGGUAAGAGGAAGAAGGUUGAAGAUCAAGGUCUUGGGAUGGGCUGGCCUCCUGCGUGUGUUCGUGACAGAAAAGUUACUACUGGUUGUGGGCAUCUAAUGCAUGCAACGUGUUUUAACCAGUAUCAUGAGAGCGUCGUACAGAGACAUGCAGUUCAGUCCUCAAGGAAUCAUCCCGAGAAUAUACAUCGCAGGGAGGUUCUUUGCCCGCUUUGCAAGAGUUUGGGCAACGCAUUCCUUCCGAUUCUCUGGAAGGGUAAGCAGAUCUCCUAUCCUGGCGAGCUUCGAUCAGGCCGGGAUCUUGGACAAUUCUUGACAGAGGAGGUUGGUGCAGCGCUUGGCCGUUACCAAACAUGGGGCGAUGAGCCUGACUUGCAGCCGGAGAUCAAACUCCCCAUCAAAUUCAAUAACUCAUCACGCGAACUUUGGUCUUGCCGCACGAAGAAAUUACGAGAUGCAGUUACCUUCUAUAUCGAAGACGCUAUGUUUGAGCCUGUCCUCAAAGCCCUCGAUGAGAACCACCUCGAGAACGCCGUUUCGCACCUGAACUUCAGGCAAAUGCGUGGUGUUGGCGGAGACGCAAUAAGUGAAUCCGAGGUCUUGUAUACCAUGUACCGCCGCUUCCGCGCAAGCUUUUCGGCAGAAGAAGAGAGGUUCCGAAGCGACGGUGGCGCGAAUAUCAAGGGCGUAGAGAUGUGUUGGGAGCUGUACGCGUCCACCGUAGCGGCAGCAGAGAUCGCUCAACGAGGCAGCGUUUUGUCGCAGGACCCCGUUCCUCAAACGCUUAUGGCGGCUAUUCCGGAGCAGACAUUGACUAUGCUCAAGGUUCUGUGGGAGUCAUGCAUGACAUUUACUACGCUUGGCAUCCGAUUGGGUGGACGCUCGCAGAUGAUGCCGGAAUGUAUCAAGGUUGUCGAAAGGACGCUUACUCAGAUCUUCUUCGGACACCCCCAUAUCGAUGGCCUCCAGGAAGCUGAUGGCUUAACGCUUGACUUCAAGCCGUUGUUGUUCGACGAUCCAUUCGAGGUGCUUGUGUCUACCGCCUACUCACUUGCGCCUGCACUGAGAAUCGACAUUCGCCACAUUCUCCACCUAUGCUGGAUUGCGCAAGUCGCUCAGAUCAUCAUUACCAUUGCUAAUGAGAUCCAGACCGAGGAUAUGACGUGGUUUAAAGAUCAUCGCAUUCAGGCAAUGGCUGGCAGCCUGCAAUACCCAGAACAAGACCUGGAGAGCUUCAGGAACUAUACGUCUUACUUGUUGCUUCAUGCGGGUGGAAACGACAUCCAUCCUGAUGUGAUCACGAAGCUCGAUACGCGCAUUUGGAUCUGUAUGGUUGAAAAGUAUGCCUUGCCCUUCUUGCGCAAAGCAGCCAUUUUCUUCCAUACUGGAUGCGAUGUGGAGUUCAGCGACGCACCGAGAGUUAACGAAGACGAGCCUGAGUUGGUUCGCUUAUACCGACUGAUGGAUUUGCCUUCAUUGACUGAUAUCUGUGCCCUUCACGAAUCAACAACUGCAGACGGCAUCAUCCUCAAGGAGAUGAUUUCUGGAUGGUGCAGGCAUUACCAUUGGUACAAGCACGCUGCUAGAGGAAUGGACUUGUCCACGGAGCAGCGGUCGCAGUUGACUACCAGGAUUAGACUUCCUCACCCGACGAUCUAUGAGUUGAUUGGCUUGCCGCGAAGGUUGGACAUACUGUUUGAGGCGUCUCUGUCACACAGAUGUCACCGCUGCGGGAAGGCACCCAGUGACCCAUCCAUCUGUCUCUUCUGUGGAAUGUUCGUCUGCAGUCAGUCUUUCUGCUGCUCAGAAGAUGGCAAGGGAGAAUGCAAUCGGCAUGCACAAGACUGUACCGGGUCUAUCGGAAUGUACCUCAUGGUCAAGAAGUGCGUCAUUUUGCUUCUCUACAACGGCAAUGGGACAUUCUUCAACGCACCAUACCUGGACUCUCACGGCGAAGUCGAUGUUGGUUUGAAGCGUGGUCGACCUCAGUUCUUGAAUCAGAAGCGCUACGAUCUUGCGGUAAGGAAUCUAUGGCUCAGUCAUGGGGUACCGAGUUACGUUGCUAGGAAGUUGGAGGCUACCAUUGAUAUCGGAGGUUGGGAGACGCUUUAG